AUGCACAGCGCCCAAAUAACCACCGCUCUCAGCAACGCCCGCCAGUAUUUCAACAGCGGCGCUACCCGCCCCUAUGCCUUUCGCAAAACACAGCUGCAAAAACUGAAACAGGUGAUCCUGGACAAUGAAGCCGCAAUUAACCAGGCAUUGUACGCUGAUCUCAAAAAAAGCCCUGAAGAAGCCUGGGCCAGCGAGCUAGGCCUGCUGAUGGCAGAAAUUAACCUGGCCAUUAAAAACCUGCACCAUUGGAUGGCCCCUCAAAGGGUGGGGACAGAUUUGGUGAACCUGCCUUCUUCCAGCAAAAUUUAUAGAGAUCCUUUGGGUGUAGUGCUCAUUAUUGCCCCCUGGAACUAUCCCCUGCAACUGGCAUUGAUUCCCUUGGUAGGGGCCAUUGCCGGUGGCAACUGUGCCAUGGUAAAACCUUCUGAACUGGCACCCGCUACUGCCGCCAUCACAGAAAAAAUAAUAGGUCAAGCUUUUACGCCGGAUUACGUGCAAUGUGUAAAUGGCGAUGGCGCCACGCUUAUCCCCACCAUGAUGAACAGCUUCCGCUUUGAUCAUGUAUUCUAUACCGGUAGUAUACCCGUAGGCAAGAUCAUCUACCAGCUGGCCGCAAAAGAUUUGGUGCCGGUUACCCUGGAAUUGGGUGGUAAGAGUCCGGCCAUUGUAGAAGCAGAUGCCGCCCUGGAUGCUGCCGCAAGAAGAAUUGUGCUGGGCAAAUUCAUUAACGUGGGACAAACCUGUAUUGCGCCCGAUUACCUGCUGGUGCAUGCCUCCGUUAAAGACACGAUGGUAGCAAAAAUGAAAGCCUGCAUUGCGCAGUUUUAUGGUGCCGAUGCAGCUGCCAGUUACGACUAUGGUAAAAUCAUUAACGAAAAGCGGUUUGACAAACUGAUCAGCUACCUGCCGCAGGGAAAUAUUAUUGCUGGCGGAGAAUAUGAUAAAAGCAAGUUGUUUAUCGCCCCAACUUUACUGGAGAAUGUAUCGUUAGAUGCCCCCUUAAUGACCGAAGAAAUUUUUGGUCCCCUGCUCCCCAUCUUCAGCUUUACCACUACCGCAGCAGCCAUGCAGAUAGUGCAACGAAAUGCCAACCCCCUGGCCUUCUAUCUUUUUACCGGUUCCAAAACAAAAGAACAGGAAUGGAUAAACGCUGUUCCCUUUGGCGGUGGCUGCAUUAAUAAUACCGACUGGCAUUUUACCAAUCACCACCUGCCCUUUGGCGGGGCUGAACUGCGCGAUGGCAGUAUGCUGGACUUUGGCAGCCUCCGGGGUAAAAAAGUGCUGCUGGUAAACACCGCUUCCGGCUGCGGCUUCACCCAGCAGUUUGACCAGCUGCAGCAACUGUACAAAGAAUAUAAUGGUGAACUGGUAAUCAUCUCCUUUCCUACCAACGAUUUUGGCGAAGAAAAAAACAGUGAUGAAGCCAUCGCACUUUUCUGCCAGGAGAACUUCAGGCAACAUGAUCGUUCUACAUUUGCCUUUGGUACUUUUUUUAUGGAAAAAAAGUACCGCAAAAAAGCCAGUCGAAAUCGAAAACAGCCCGAUUUCGACAUGGUGCCCUGA
This is a messenger RNA of Ostertagia ostertagi, 1563 nucleotides long. NCBI's taxonomy places the organism in Eukaryota, Metazoa, Nematoda, Chromadorea, Rhabditida, Trichostrongylidae. The record is from the annotation of a GenBank genome assembly.